Salvelinus namaycush (lake trout) is the source of this 1242-nucleotide messenger RNA. It is a transcript of the gene opn7b, whose product is annotated as opsin 7, group member b. The transcript is spliced from 5 exons. Gene Ontology annotation, biological process: G protein-coupled receptor signaling pathway; visual perception. Gene Ontology annotation, cellular component: membrane. The record is from RefSeq and is a predicted model, not a curated record. Bases 1 to 1242 code for a protein of 413 amino acids. NCBI's taxonomy places the organism in Eukaryota, Metazoa, Chordata, Actinopteri, Salmoniformes, Salmonidae. Gene Ontology annotation, molecular function: G protein-coupled receptor activity.
AUGGGAAAUGCCUCUGAAACAUCUUUGUUCGCUGACACAUCUUCGUUCCUUUCUACCAUCUCUAAAGAACAUGACAUCCUCAUGGGGACCAUCUAUGCCAUAUUUGGUGUUUUCUCACUGGUGGGGAAUGGGAUAUUGCUGUUUGUGGCCUACCGGAAGAAGUCCUCCCUGAAGCCGACUGAGUUCUUUGUUAUAAACCUCUCCGUCAGUGACCUCGGAAUGACCAUCUCUCUCUUCCCCAUGGCCAUCUCAUCAGCCUUCGCACACAAGUGGCUGUUCAGUGAUGUUACAUGUAUGAGCUAUGCCUUCUGUGGGGUUUUGUUUGGACUAGCCAGUCUCACCAACCUCACAGUGUUGUCAUCUGUGUGCUGGCUUAAGGUCUGCUGUCCCAGCUAUGGUAACAAGUUCUCAUCCUGCCAUGCCUAUCUCCUAAUAGCAGCGGUGUGGUGCUAUGCUCUUAUCUUUGCCAUCGGGCCUCUGACUGGCUGGGGCCGGUAUGGUUCUGAACCCUACGGUACAGCCUGCUGUAUCGACUGGUACGCCCCCGGCCAAAGCAGAGCUGCCAUGAGCUACAUCAUCUGCCUCUUCCUCUUCUGCUACAUCGUCCCCUGCAUCAUCAUCUUCCUCUCCUAUAUCUUCAUCCUGCUGACUGUCAAGGGGUCACGCCAGGCGGUGCAGCAGCACAUAUCCCCUCAGAACAAGAUCCCCAACACACACACACUCAUCGUCAAGCUCUCGGUGGCGGUGUGUAUCGGUGUCGUGAUCGCCUGGAGCCCAUACGCCUUCGUCUCCAUGUGGGCGGCGUUCGUUAACUCAGCGGAGGUCCCUCCCUUUGCUUUCGCUGUGGCUGCCAUCUUUGCCAAGUCCUCCACCCUCUACAAUCCUAUCGUCUACCUGGUCUUCAAACCCAACUUCCGCAGGUCCCUCUGCCGGGACUGGCUGACAUGCCGACGGACCCUAUGUGCGUGUUUGUGCUCGCACGGCUCGAACCAGAAGGUGUCCUGUACACAGUCCCAGCAGCAUGGGAAGGAGGAGUGUAACUCGACGCGGCGGUCCAAUGGAUUGCCGGAGAACCAUAGGGGGGCAUGCAGGCACUGCCCAUGCCCAGAGAGAGACACUGGUUCUGGCGGAUACGGCCAAGAGACUACCCCUCAGAGGACUGCAAGGAUACUGCAGGGGUCCACACAUAGCGAAGUGGCUGUUAGUCAGCUGUCCAAUGAGAUGCAGAGUGACUUUCUCUGA